AUGUGUACACUAAUAGGCAAAGCUACAGGUAAAUCUCUCCGCUUACCAGCCAAGGAAAAUCGAUGCCUCGGCUGUGUCAAUAUAAGAGAAACGAAAACACGCGUUUCUGACAUACAUAAAUAUGGUGGAUGGAGAAAUUUUGGACGCAUUCCCUGGGAAUCCUGCAAACGCUGCUCUCCACCGUUCACUUUCACAAUUGAGCAACUUAUUCUUUUGAUGAGUUGCGAAAAAAUUGGAGAUUCGUUCAAGUCCACUGUUUCCGAACCGUGUGACUACAAUCAUGCUCUACUAGUCGGCGAAAAGAUCUGGGUAUUCGGGAAGAAAUUUGUCAGUCAACCGACAUUCAACUGGGGACACAAUGUAGCAUUUGCUGGAACCUACGGAGUAGCUUUCAACACAACUACCAACAAAUGGGAGGAACCGCACACAUUCUCACCGCUCUCAAAUGAAGAGAACCUUAGCGAGGCAAUGUUUGUCUUCAAUGGAGCAGUUCAUAUGCUCCUUUUCACCGCAUUCGGCAAACUUUCUAUGGUAUCUCUUCAUGAGUGGACUGGAAGUUCCUUCAAGCCAGUAGAGCUUCAGAGCUUUGCCGCUAUUCCCACUUCGGACAGCUCAAGCAGGGUCACGUUAGUGGUUGCCGACGGUGCAGACGACAAAACGAAAUAUUUGAUAAGUACUGUGGAUCAUCAGAUGAGAGUAGCCCGCUUGACUUCAUCUGGUAGCGGUGCUACUGUAGAACACCUUUUCGAUAUCCCCCCUGAGCAGGGUAUAGGGCUUUCACAAGCUACGUCAGGUGUUGUAGCUGGAAAGAGACUGCUAGUCUGUUUCGGAACGCAUGGAUGUGGAUUCCGAUGGGAAAAUGGACGCAUCAUUGCUUGUGAUCUGGAGAAUAAAACGUGCGAAACACUGGAUAUCAAUACCGACUCUGCUCCUCAUUGGGGUUUCAAUGGAGCUAUCGGCUAUGGUUUUAUGCCAUCGGGAUCAUGGGUUCAUGCUUGCGGAAGUGUGCCCCAAGGAAUGACUGGAAGUAGAUAUGAUGGAAGUAUCUGGGAACUGAACAAUUUGGAUUCUACACCUUCGUGGAAGCAACUUAGCAGUGGUUUCUCUUCUGAUAUGGAAGGUGAAGUUGUGGUGGAUACGAAACAUGGAGUCGUUUACAGUGUUGGAAAAACCCAGAUUGGAAAGGCAAAGAUCUAG
This is a messenger RNA of Necator americanus (New World hookworm), 1197 nucleotides long. RefSeq lists its product as uncharacterized. Lineage: Eukaryota; Metazoa; Nematoda; Chromadorea; Rhabditida; Ancylostomatidae. The record is from RefSeq and is a predicted model, not a curated record. Bases 1 to 1197 code for a protein of 398 amino acids. The transcript has 8 exons.